UUGAAGACUGUAGUGUGGAGACUUGGGGCAGGAGUUUGUCAGAGCAGCGCUGGACCAUUGCACCGGCUGAGGAGUUCAUCAAAAGAGGGAUUUUUUUUUUUUACUUCACCGGAAGUGGCCGGACUGACGUCGUUGUGUGAGAUUAGUCUUCGUCCCUUCAUUCCGCUGUCACACCUGUGAAAAUGGGGUGAUUGUCCCGUUUCCUUGUAACUCACUUGGAGCAAGUCCAGGAUAACUCUCCUCCUGAUGUCCAAGGAUUCAAACUCCAACCCCUAUUGCUUCCCCGUGCAGACGGAGCAGGAUGCAGCCUGCAGAGCAUCCGCUUCAAGCAGCUCCAUCUCAAGUGGUGCCUCCGGCUGCCUCUCCAUGGCGCAGCUGCGCUGGGUGGGAGGCUACAGCCAAGGUGGGCCUGACCUGGGCCUGCCUUCAGAGGGCAGCGACAGCAGCGGUCAGGAUCCCGCCGUCUCGCUGCGCAACRUCCGCAAGAACACACGCUCUCGCCUGGUCCCCGAGGAGGACGUGGAGAUGAAGAGCAGCGGGUCCAGUGGGAGCGGGACCGAAUCGCAUGGAAAUGAAAGCCAUGGCAAUGAGAGUCGCGGGCAUGAGUCAGUGGGCAGCUCCAAUGGACACAGCAAGGACUCAGCGCUGUUGGAAUCCUCAGGGAGCAAUAAAAGUUCGAACUCCCACAGUCCAUCUCCACCGAGCAGCUCAAACGCCUACAGUCUGCUGAGCUCAGAACAGGACAACCCUUCGACCAGCGGCUGCAGUAGUGAGGAGUCUGCCAAAGCCAAGAACCAGAAGGAGGUGAUUAAAACUCUGAAAGAGCUGAAGCUCCACGUGCCCGCUGACAAGAGACACAACAAGUCCACCACACUGAACACCCUCAAGUACGCCCUCCGCUGCGUCAAACAGGUGGAAGCCAACGAGGAGUACUACCAGCUACUGAUGAGCAAUGACAGUCAGCCAUCAGGCCUGGACGUUUCUUCUUAUACCAUAGAGGAGAUAGACAGCAUCACCUCUGAGUACACACUCAAAAACAACGAUAUAUUUGCAGUCGCGGUGUCUUUGAUCACCGGAAGGAUUGUCUACAUUUCCGACCAGGCAGCCUCCAUCCUCAACUGCAAACGAGAGGUGUUCCAGGACUCCAAGUUUGUGGAGUUUCUGAUACCGCAAGAUAUCAGCGUGUUCUACAGCUUCACCACGCCUUACCGCCUGCCAUCCUGGAGCAUGUGCACCGGAGCAGAGUCCUCUACGUCUGACUGCUUACAGGAAAAGUCCUUUUUCUGUCGUAUCAGUGGUGGUAAAGAGUGUGAGGGUGAGCUGCGGUAUUAUCCAUUCCGUAUGACGCCUUACCUGAUGAAAGUCCAAGACACGGUUCACGCUGAAGACCAGUUCUGCUGCCUCCUCCUGGCUGAAAGGGUUCACUCCGGAUAUGAUGCUCCUAGAAUUCCAACGGACAAACGUGUUUUCACCACAACUCACACUCCGAGUUGUGUGUUCCAGGAUGUAGAUGAGAGGGCCGUUCCUCUCCUCGGGUAUCUGCCCCAGGAUCUAAUCGGAACCCCAGUCCUUCUUCACCUGCAUCCAAACGACCGCCAGGUCAUGGUGGCCAUUCAUAAAAAGAUCCUUCAGUAUGCCGGGCAGCCAUUUGACCACUCCUCCAUCCGCUUCUGUACACAAAACGGAGAGUACAUCAUCCUAGACACCAGCUGGUCCAGUUUUGUGAAUCCCUGGAGCCGAAAGGUCUCAUUUGUUAUCGGGAAGCACAAAGUCCGCAUGGGACCGAUGAAUGAAGAUAUUUUCAUGCCUCCCGUCUCAGCUGUUGGCCGAAUGAAGACCAUGGAUUCUGACAUCCAGGAGAUGUCUGAGCAGAUUCAUCGGCUCCUUUUACAGCCGGUUCAUAACAGUGGGUCCAGUGGCUACAGUAGUCUGAACAGCAACGACCACCUUCAGGGACUGACCUCCUCCAGUGAGAGCCUGAACAACGGCAGCAGCAUGCAGCAGGAGGAAGGAGAACYGAGAGGGAAAAGCAGACCUCGAACGUUUCAGGAAAUAUGCAAGGGAAUUCACCUCCAGAAGAGCCAGGAGCAGCAGAUGGUCAAAUCAGAAAACAAAAAAAGCWGUGGCAUAGAGUCUGUACAGAACAGCCAAGCAGUGGUGCGACCCAAAGACUCGGCUCUUCCUCUUAACUGGAGGGGGACAUCUGUGGAGGAGAGGAGAGCUUCUUUCCAGGAGGAGCUGUCCAAUAGUGAUCAGACUGUUUAUUCUUACCAGCAAAUCAGCUGUCUGGACAGUGUUAUCAGGUAUUUGGAGAGCUAUAAUGUUCCUGUCAUCAUGAAGAGGAAGUGCCAGUCUUCGUCCAACACCACCUCCUCUAACUCAGACGAGGACAAACAGAAAGACUCCAACAGCUCGCAGGUUCCUGAAGAACCAGCCUUAUUGAAGGAUCAGUCUGGUCCCUCUGCCUUGGAUGACCCUGAAAAAAUGUCCGGGGACACRCCCACGGCGGUAGUGGGCACCUCGAUGCCCCUACCUGUUCCGAGCAAACCAGAAAGCGUGGUGUCCAUCACCAGCCAGUGUAGCUACAGUAGCACUAUGGUGCAUGUUGGGGACAAGAAACCUCAACCAGAGUCAGAGAUCACAGAAGACGUAGCAGGAGCAGGCGAGACAGCAGAAUCCAUCCAGAACCUCUGUGCUCCUCCUCGGGCUGUUUCUCCUCCCGGCCAGGAGAGGGAGCCCUACAAGAAGCUGGGUUUGACCAAGGCGGUGCUGGCGGCUCAUACUCAGAAGGAGGAGCAGGCCUUCCUGUAUCGCGUCAGAGAGCUUCGUGGACUCUCUGCCCUCCAAGCAAACUGCUGUCAGACUCUGGAUCACCAGAGAGACGAGACCACCACCGAUGCUGCACCUGCUCCUCCCUGCAAACAGAAAGAACCGAGCACAGAGCCACCCACGAGGAGAGGAUCCAGGAACAGGAAGACCAAGUCAAAAAGAGCAAAGCUCAACACUUCUACUAACAACCCGACGUCCCAUCACAAACAGCAGCCGCCACAGCAGAACCACGGCCUCAAACAGACCCUGUGGUCUCCUCCUGACGCCUCGCAGUCCCCUUUCCYCAUGCCGUAUCCUGUCGUAAUGCCAGGCUACCCCCUGCCGGUUCCCCCCAGAGCCAAUUCCACAUCUUCUCAUGCAGAAGCCACUUCGCAAGGUUUUCAUUCUGCUCCCUUCACCUCUCAUAUUGUCACCCCCGUUAUGGCUUUAGUGCUCCCCAAUUAUUUAUAUCCUCUAAUGAGCCCGGGACAUCCACUACCACCAUCAGUGCCAGUUUAUCAGGUUGAGACCACGGGCAUCCCCGCCCAAAUGCAGCCUUUUGACCCGGGGCAAGGCACUUUCACAUUUCCUCCUUCCUUCAGUGGUCUGAACCAGUUCAACGCUCAGAACCAGUUUACUCCUCUAGCAAGCUGCCUGUCUCCACYAUUCUGCUUCCCCGCUUCAUCUGAAACCCCAAAGCCCCACACGGAGAGCCACUCCUGCUCCUCCACGCCACAGUCCGCUGAGAGUGGAGGUCCGGCGUCCCCUCCUUUGUUUCACUCUCGCUGCAGCUCACCCCUCAAUCUGCUGGAGCUGGAGCUGUCAGUGGACAGGCAGGACAGCACGGCGCUCUCUUCAGGAGGACAUGGAAUCAUCAUGGCUGAGAAGGAAAAAAGAGCAAGAGGCGUCCAGGUCCAGGAAAAAGAACAUAAACAGCCCUCUCUCAGUCUCCUUGGUCCACCAGGACCCUUGUAUUUCGAGCCCACAUCCUGUGUCUGUGAAGGUUUGUCUUGGGCUAAAGUGUGGUCUAGGACUGGGUCUUGCAGCAACGAGAGGAGUUCGCAUGAUGAGACCAACAACAGCGACAUCAACUCGACGUCCAGCGACAUGUUGGACAUCAUUCUUCAAGAGGACUCCUGUUCGGGCACCGGCUCCGCUACCUCUGGGUCCAUGGGCUCCGGGUCCAACGGCUGUGGGACUUCAGGCAGCGGGAUGUCUAAGAGCAGGACUUCAGCUAGUCAGACAUCAGGCAGCUUUUCAGGAAGCAACAACAGCAGUAAAUACUUCGGCAGCGUGGACUCGUCUCAGAGCAGCCAGAAGGUCAAAGGUCACCUGCGAGGCGGCGAAGGAGGGCCCACGGAGACGGAGCAGAGUGAACGGUUCAUAAAGGGUGCGCUGCAGGACCCCUUGUGGCUGCUCAUGGCCAACACAGAGGAGAAGGUCAUGAUGACCUACGAGCUGCCGUCGCGUGACAUCCAAAGCRUUCUCAGAGAGGACAGUGAGAAGAUGCGGCUGCUGCAGCACAACCAGCCUCGCUUUUCAGAGGAUCAGAAGAAGGAGCUGAGCGAGGUGCACCCCUGGAUCAAGAAGGGCGGCUUACCCAAAGCCAUGGAUGUCAAGGGAUGCUCCUGGUGUGACAGCACCGCAGGAGGAGGAGGAGGAGGAGCAGAGGAUCAGCCCGACCUGGACCUCUGUGACACAGAGACAGGAGAGAGAAGAGACAGAGAGGAGAGCUUAAACUCUGCUCUCAUGUCCCGCCACGGCUCUUCUCUGAGCUUCAGCAGACAGACAGAAGAAGCAAAACAAGGAGCAGGUUUCUAAAGUUGUUCUGCAGGACUGUGAAGAACAAACUUCAUGACUCUCUGAGAGGCUCCGUCUCACAGCGCAGUCCCUGCUUUUGUAGGACGUGUAAAUAUCGUUUGGACAGCACUUCUCCUCCUAAACUUUGUUGCGUUGCUUGCUUGGAUCGUGUGACUUUGUUAGCACACUGUGUUGCACCUGAAAAUAAUUUUGUUGCGCUGAUGAAGAGAUGGGGAACCUGACGAGGGAACAUCUCAAAUCACAGCACAGCAGUCUAUUGCAGUCUGCACUUUAAGAAGUUUCACUGGUUACAUCAGCACACUGACAGCAGGAGGAGGUUUUUCAACUUAAUUUAGUUUUACUCACUUUUGCCGUUUAAACACACUAAAUAAACUGCACUUUGCGGGCUGAAACAGACAAAAAUGGAAAUGGUUAUAACAUCUCAGUUGCCUAAACGCCUGUUUAUGCCAAAUACAAUCAGAGUAUCUAUCAACUCAAAACACACUCAAAUCCCAGUUUUCUUUGAAGCAAAGCACACUGUAAAAUCAAUUAGUUAUCAUUACUUUAAAAAGCUUGAAAACCGAUUGCACUUAAAAAAAUUGAGUACACUGAACAAGUGAAUAAAUACUGAGCAGUGCACCAAUAUUCAAUCAUACAGAUUGGUUGGUGGCUCAGAUUUUUCUGCUAGGAGCACUAAAAGCACAUUUCACUUGUUUAAUGGUCCGUUUCAGUUUGCGUUACGCUGGGGGAAAAAACGGUUCUGAUUUGAAGUAGUAAGUGCAGUGGAGGAUAAAAUGCAGCCAAAGUGCGUUGUGUUGCAGGUGAGAGCGUGAAGUGCACGCCUUCGCUGCACUUGAAAUGAUCGCGCUCGUGCUGCCUUCACUUACCCAAUGAGCAGGACGGUUAUGCAGACUCAAAGUCUGGAGCCAGCUGUUACUAAAUAAAGCUUAAAGUGAG
Austrofundulus limnaeus is the source of this 5565-nucleotide messenger RNA. It is a transcript of the gene per2, whose product is annotated as period circadian clock 2. Gene Ontology annotation, biological process: entrainment of circadian clock by photoperiod; circadian regulation of gene expression; negative regulation of transcription by RNA polymerase II. Gene Ontology annotation, cellular component: cytoplasm; nucleus. The transcript has 24 exons. Bases 247 to 4629 code for a protein of 1460 amino acids. Lineage: Eukaryota; Metazoa; Chordata; Actinopteri; Cyprinodontiformes; Rivulidae. The record is from RefSeq and is a predicted model, not a curated record. Gene Ontology annotation, molecular function: transcription cis-regulatory region binding; transcription corepressor binding.